AUGGCUAACACAAUGGCCUCAAGACAUACACUCAACACACUUGAGGUCCGAUUGAAUGACAUUUGGAUCAGUUGUCAGAAAGAGAUGAUAGAAAUGAGAGACAAAAUCAAGAAAUUGAGUGAUUGUGUGAAGACAUCGGAUCUAAUGCUCGAAGAGAUGUCAAAAAUGAACGAAACUCUUGUGAAUAUCAUUGAAGAGAAUCGUCGCAACGGAUCCAAGAGUCCAGAACUUAGCAAACUUUAUACAGAGUUUUCUAAACUCGAAGAAUCAGUUGACCGACAAAAAGACAAUUUACUCGCGUUUAAGAAGUCGUUGAAUACAAACAAUGGACACAAUGUUAUGGAUUUGAUCCACAGUUGGAUACGAGUGACCGAAACUCGGGAUCAAUUCAUUCAAACACAUGAUGUGAUUGUGAGUCAUAGGAGUGAAGUCAUAACAAAGACAGAUCCAAUUCCUGAGAUAAUUAGUGAGGAAAAUAAUGACAACUCUGAUGGAGAUUAUCAACUGAUGGACGAAGACAUGGAGACAAUGGAUACUAUAAAUGAUGUCGUGAGUGAUAGUGGAAGUGAAUCUUCACAAGAGAUUAAACUCGUGAGUGAAAGCGAUAGUGAUUAUGAAGCGAAACCUAAGCGUAAAUCUCCGAAGAAGUCGAAACAAUCAAAGAAAUCUCAGAUUCAGAGCCCAUCCAAGUUCUUUGACGUAACCGAUGAACAAAUGGAUCAAUUAAUACGUCCGCAACACAAGAAGAAUGACUAUUAUCUGUGCGAUGAAAGCGGGUGUAUAUUCAGUACUGCCGAUAGGUUUAGGUUUUAUAAUCACCUCAAAAGACACACAACUCCUGGUUUGACUCCCGAAUGGAUGCAUAGAUUAGAGCGAAUGGACGACGCGUUACUCCCGAUGACUGAUCUCAAACUGAAGGCCUAUGUCUGCAAUUGGCCCGAAUGUGACUAUCGGUCGGCAAAUAAAAAGGGUUUUUAUGGACACCAUUACAGACACCAAAACCGGAAGGAAAGUGGUCUUAACAAAGCUAUUGUCGGCAAACGUACGCGUAUUCGUCGGCCAGAAACUGAACACAAACCUGAUUUGAUAAAACCCGAACACAUAAUCGACGGACAGACAUAUGUUUGCGAUCACAUCGGAUGCACAUUCCGGACACCCGAUAGGCAACGGUUCUAUAAUCACCUGCAAAGACACGCAAUGCCGGGUCUGUCGAGGAAUCAAUUUCGCCGAUUAGAGCGAAGAGACGACCGAACGCUUUCGCUGUGGGACCCGACGUUCGGCGCCUAUGUCUGCGAUCAUCAGAAUUGUGAAUUUCGGUCGACAUCUAAACCAAAAUUUUUCAUUCACGUCACCAAACACUCCAACUCUGACCUCAAAGACGAGUCUGACGUCGAGGCCGCGCAUCGGUCACGAAGAGAACAAAUUAUGAACGAACGAAUCAGUAAAUACUUAGUGGACAACGAGUACGUGUGCGAUGAGACGGACUGUCACUUCACGUCUGUCACCAAAAAGGUGUUUCACAGCCAUUGGCUCAAACAUAACUCACCGCGAGUUGUGUUGGCCGAACAGUUUGACCUCUCACUCGAGCGGCCAUUUGUGUGCGAUUGGCCCGAAUGCGGAUCCGCUUUCAACACGGAAAGUGGUCUUAACAAAGCUAUUGUCGGCAAACGUACGCGUAUUCGUCGGCCAGAAACUGAACACAAACAUGAUUUGAUAAAACCCGAACACAUACUCGACGGACAGACAUAUGUUUGCGAUCACAUCGGAUGCACAUUCCGGACACCCGAUAGGCAGCGGUUCUCUAAUCAUCUGCAAAGACACGCAAUGCCGGGUCUGUCGAGGCAUCAAUUUCGCCGAUUAGAGCGAAGAGACGACCGAACGCUUCCGCUGUGGGACCCGACGGUUGGCGCCUAUGUCUGCGAUCAUCAGAAUUGCGAAUUUCGGUCGACAUCUAAACCAAAAUUUUUCAUUCACGUCACCAAACACUCCAACUCUGACCUCAAAGACGAGUCUGACGUCGAGGCCGCGCAUCACUCACGAAGAGAACAGAUUAUGAACGAACGGAUCGGUAAAUACUUAGUGGACAACGAGUACGUGUGCGAUGAGACGGACUGUCAGUUCACGUCGGCCAAGUUUUUCCACAAAGUGUCGGUAACCGAGUUUGUAUUGAGUGGCGCUCAACACAACCGGCUUGUCAAACUGGAGAGUGAGCUCGCCGGUAAACACACGCUAACCGGGCUUACGCCUAGGCGAAAGUUGGACAACCGUAAACUCAGGAACCAUAAGAACCGGCAUUUGGGUAUUCAACGCAUGGCUUGCAAUUGGACCGGAUGUGAGUUCCGGUGUAACCGCACAUACGCUUUGAACGAUCACAAGCGCACCCAUACCAAGGAGAAACCCCGGGAGUGCACGUGGCCUGGAUGUGAGUAUAGGGCCAAUAGUCUGUGGGCAAUGAUUGCACAUAUGCGCAAACAUACCGGUGAAAAGCCAUACGAGUGUCCGUUCCCGGAGUGCGGAUUCCGCGCGUCUCAGAACUGCACUCUGACUACACAUAAGCGCCGACACACCGGCGAAAAGCCAUACAUUUGCACCGAAAUAGGUUGUGGUAAACGGUUCUCGUCAGCGCCAGGACUGUACUCACAUCGCAAGAGUCAUCACAACUCAAUGGGUUUACCGGCAAAGAGGGGACCGAAACCGAAACAAUAG
This is a messenger RNA of Medioppia subpectinata, 2706 nucleotides long. Lineage: Eukaryota; Metazoa; Arthropoda; Arachnida; Sarcoptiformes; Oppiidae. The record is from the annotation of a GenBank genome assembly.